Molecule: messenger RNA, 705 nt
Organism: Rotaria socialis
Lineage: Eukaryota; Metazoa; Rotifera; Eurotatoria; Philodinida; Philodinidae
Source: the annotation of a GenBank genome assembly
AUGGCUAUAUUCAAAUGGUUCCUUCUAGAAUGGUCUAAUACUGGUUGCAUGAAUAAUGCACGAAUUCAUCACAAAGCAUUCUUAUUAACAAAUGGAAAAGUAUUAGUUACUGGUGGUUAUGCUGAUAGUGAUAUUCUACAUAGUGCUGAGUUGUAUGAUCCAUUAAAAGAAACUUGGGCAACUACUGGUAGCAUGAAUAAUCCACGAUAUGGGCACACAGUAUCCGUAUUAACAAAUGGAAAAGUAUUAGUUACUGGCGGACACAAUGAUACUGAUACUCUAAAUAGUGCUGAGUUGUAUGAUGCAGGUACAGAAACCUGGAAAGCUAUUAGUAGCAUGGAUAAAGCACGAUAUUAUCACACAGCAUCCGUAUUAACAAAUGGAAAGGUAUUAGUUACUGGUGGACUUCGUAAUGAUGCUAUUCUAAAUAGUACGGAGCUGUAUGAUCCAUUAACAGAAACCUGGACAACUACUGGUAGCAUGAAUAAUCCACGAUUUGAUCACACAGUAUCCCUAUUAACAAAUGGAAAAGCAUUAGCUGCUGGUGGAGUUGGUAAUAUUCAGGAAUUAAAUAGUGCUGAACUGUAUGAUUCAUUAACAGAAACUUGGACAACUACUGGUAGCAUGAAUAAUACACGAUAUUAUCAUACAGCAUCCGUAUUAAAAAAAUGGAAAAGUAUUGGUUACUGGUGGAGUUGGAGAUAG